Trichophyton rubrum CBS 118892 is the source of this 879-nucleotide messenger RNA. RefSeq lists its product as uncharacterized. Gene Ontology annotation, molecular function: protein binding. Bases 1 to 879 code for a protein of 292 amino acids. Lineage: Eukaryota; Fungi; Ascomycota; Eurotiomycetes; Onygenales; Arthrodermataceae. The record is from RefSeq and is a predicted model, not a curated record. The transcript has a single exon.
AUGUCACAGCGAGACCUUCCUCGUCCAAAGGCAACCAUAGUCUUUGCUGCUGUCGCAGGGGAGGAACAAGGCCUCUACGGUGCUAAUUUACUAGCUCAGUCAUUCCGCAAUAGUUCCACUAAUGUUGAAGGAAUGUUUACAAACGAUAUCAUCGGCUCAUCGACCGCUGAUGAUGGUACUAAAGAACCGCAUGUUAUCCGUCUCUUUGCCCAGGGAAUACCACCUCUGAAUGUUGAAAAUCAGGCAAUGCGAGAGAGGCGCAUAAUGAUUGGAGGCGAUAAUGAUACCCCUGCUCGUCAAUUGGCACGCUUCGUCAAAGAGACUGCGGAAAACAAGCAUACGGAUAUGGAAGUCUCGGUCAUCUACAGACUAGACAGAUACUUGCGUGGGGGUGACCAUCGUCCAUUCCUAGAGGCUGGAUACCCAGCUGCACGUUUCACAGAGCCAAACGAGAACUAUGCGCAUCAACAUCAGGAUAUCCGGAUUGACAAAGAUCCUAAAACUGGCAAAGACAUUCAGUAUGGAGAUUUGCCUGAGUUCUGCGACUUUGAUUUUAUUUCACGAGUCGGUAAAGUCAAUGCGGCCGCCCUUUGGAAUCUGGCAAUGUCGCCAGGUAUGCCACGGAACGUGCGUGUCAAUACCACAGCGCUUUCAAACGACAGUAAAUUCACCUGGGAUCCUCCGGUAGGCGGUAAUGCCCUGGUUGGGGGAUAUGAGAUUGUUUGGCGUAGCACCACUGCUCCGUUCUGGACUCAUAAGAUGGACGUAGGGAUGGUUCAGGAGGCAACGAUAGAUCUCAGCAAGGACAAUGUCAUUUUCGGCAUCAGGGCCCGUGGCAAGAAUGGUGAGAGAGGAGUCGCUGUUCUCCCUUUCCCUUAG